Scatophagus argus is the source of this 4310-nucleotide messenger RNA. RefSeq names its product phospholipase C, delta 4a (gene plcd4a). Gene Ontology annotation, molecular function: phosphatidylinositol-4,5-bisphosphate phospholipase C activity; calcium ion binding. The transcript has 15 exons. Lineage: Eukaryota; Metazoa; Chordata; Actinopteri; Scatophagidae. Bases 1129 to 3456 code for a protein of 775 amino acids. Gene Ontology annotation, biological process: intracellular signal transduction; lipid metabolic process. The record is from RefSeq and is a predicted model, not a curated record.
CCUUUUUUCUUUUUUUUGUAUUUUUGAUAUAGUUGGUGCAUAAUGGAUUUUCUGCAAUGCAUGUAUUAAAUUGGCCUUUAUUUAUUUAUUUUGUUUUUACACGACCUAGGAUAGCGACCCAGUGGAAGCUUAGCCAAUUAAAACAGCAUUACUACAGGCUGAGAAGAAGUGUUUUUGCCAAAAAAAACCCUCAAAUUCUGUACAAAAGAAUUACAUUUUGUCAAUGAAAUAAAUGACAAAUGUUUUCAGCAUGAAUUGGACCAACACCGAGUGAGGUGAGAUCAUGAGUGAAAGGAAUGCCGAGACCAUGACAGGGAUUUGGAGAGAUUAGUUGGCUUAGUGAGCUCAGCAUAGAGACAGAACAAAAAGUGCAGAACAGCACAGAAUGCGAUGAAAACACAAUAGAACUGCAAAAAAGAGUAUCUAGAUGAGUUUGCUGAGCUUCCUGUGACACAGGGAUGAAGUCUGAAAAAGCUGCAAGUGUUCCCUGUGCAGACCGUAACCCUAACCCUAACCCAAGGAAAACAUUUGUUGGUCCUUGGUUAGGGGGAUGAUUCUUUACAAGAGCCACAAUCUGAUAUAUAUUGUUGUUAUAUUGCUGCCUGAGCAUUUUAAUAAUUCCUAAGUGGUUCUUUAGAACAGAAUGCAGAUAAACAAUAUUUGAUGUAAGGUUCUGUUACAGUGAAGCAAAAUGUUCUGUUAGGGCUUACACUGUUUGCUAUAUUCAUAUAUUGGCUUUAUUGGAGAAUGUGUGAAUCUACCAUACUCAUAAAAACUGAGGUUUAUUUAUUACUUUUACUGACUAGGUCUAAUGCUCUUACGGGAGUUUCUCCAAUGCUAAAGUCAAAAGUCAAUAAAGCUAAAUAGCAGGUAGGUCUAGAGUACAGAGGUAACAUCAGACUGGUGUAUAUGCAUAAGUAAAUUUAAUCUGAAUCCCUGCAAAUCAAUAAUUAUUGCGUAGCAAAUUUGUUGUUUGUGAUGAAAAAAGUGCUUGGAAUCAAAGCUUACAGAAAACAGGGGUUUAUCUACUGAUAAGGUUUUGUAAAAUAAAGACCAUGUUUGUUUUUACAUUCAUUUACAUGAAUAACUAGUCCAUGGUCUAGUGAAAGUAGUAAUUCUUAUUCAAGUAUGGCUUUCCUUGUUCUGCUCUUUUCUUUAGAUGGCAAAAGUGUAAGACAACAACGAAUGGCUUCCAUAGGGAGCAGCCUCCGCAUCCAAGGGGAUGACAACAUCCAGUCCAUGCUGGUAGGGACGAUAAUGAGGAAAAUCAAGUCUCGCACGUGGAAGAAACAACGCUACUUCAAACUCCAGGAUGACUGCAUGACCAUCUGGUACAAGUCCAAGAAGGCUGGCAACACCCACUCCACGUUUUCAGUGAGUGAUGUGGAGGCCAUUCGAGAGGGACACCAGUCUGAGGUGCUGCUCAGCAUUGCAGAUGAGUUCCCACCUGAUAGAUGCUUCACGCUGGUCUUCCGUGGUCGGAGGGGCAACCUGGACCUGGUGGCUGAGUCGGCUGAAGAAGCACAGUCCUGGAUCACAGGCAUGAGGAAGCUGAUUGAGAACCUAGAGAACAUGGGGGAGCGAGAGAAACUAGACCAAUGGAUUAGUGACUGGUUCAAGAAGGCAGAUAAGAACAAUGAUGGUAGGAUGAACUUCAAGGAAGUGCGAGAUUUACUGAAAAUGAUGAACGUGGACAUGAACGAGCACCAUGCUCAUCGGCUUUUCACAAUGGCUGAUAAGUCCCAGUCGGGUACAUUGGAAGAUGACGAGUUUGUCCUCUUCUAUAAGAUGUUGACUCAGCGGGAGGAUGUACUGAGAGUUUUCCAGGAGUACUCAGCUGAUGGCCAGAAGUUAUCCCAGAAAGACUUGGAAGACUUCCUGAGGGAGGAGCAGCUGGAGGGGGGUGACAUCCAGCAGCAUGCCAAGCAGCUCAUUCAGCGUUAUGAGCCCUCUGACACAGCCAAGCUGCUGAAUGCCAUGACAUUUGACGGCUUCUUGAUGUACCUUGGCUCAGCUGAGGGCUCCAUCUUCAACCCACAGCGGCGGGGCAUCUUCCAGGACAUGAGCCAGCCUCUGUGCCAUUACUUUAUCUCCUCCUCUCAUAACACCUACCUGAUGGAGGAUCAGCUGAGAGGACCCAGUAGUGUGGAGGGAUACAUCAGGGCUCUGAGUCGUGGCUGCCGGUGUGUUGAAGUGGACUGCUGGGAUGGUGCCAAUGGAGAGCCCAUCGUCUACCAUGGACACACUUUCACCUCCAAGAUACUCUUCAAGGAUGUGGUCAACGCAGUGGGCAACUAUGCCUUCAAGGUAUCAGAAUAUCCAGUCAUCCUGUCCAUGGAGAACCACUGCAGUAUUGAGCAACAGAGAGUCAUGGCCCAACACCUCAACCACAUCCUGGGUGACAAGCUGUUGAAAAGCACACUGGAUGGCAAGGCCCCCAUCAGGUUGCCAUCUCCAGAGGAUCUCAGAGGGAAAAUUCUGCUGAAGGCGAAGAAAAUUGGAGGUCUGGAGGACAGUUUCAAUGGGAUGGUGGAAGACUCUCAGACCGGAGAGGUCAGCGAUGAAGACGAGGUAGCUGAAAUAGAUGAGGAUAACCUCCACCAUGAAAAUGUCCGUCGCAGGAUUAAGAGGUCAAAGCAGCGUUUAUCCAAGGAGCUGUCAGACUGCGUGGUUUACUGCAAAAGCGUUCACUUCAGUAGCUUUAAACACUCCCGCAUCCACUCCAAGUUCUAUGAGGUAGCCUCUUUCACAGAGUCCAAGGCCCGAAAACAUCUGAGAGAAGCUGGGGCUGAGUUCGUGUUCCAUAACUCACGGCAGCUGACCAGGGUUUAUCCCAGUGGCUUCCGAACUGACUCCUCCAAUUUCAAUCCUCAGGAAAUGUGGAACGCCGGGUGCCAAAUCGUCGCUUUGAAUUUCCAGACUGCCGGCGAGGGGAUGGAUCUGAAUGACGGACUUUUUCGUCAGAACGGCAACUGUGGCUAUGUCCUAAAGCCCAGUUUCAUGAGAGAGUCUGAGAAAAGAUUUGACCCUGAGAUGCCCCAAAAUCGGGUUGACUACCAUCCUGUUUUCCUCACCAUACAGGUUAUCAGUGGUCAACAGCUGCCCAAAGUCAACAUCAAAAAGGAUUCUAUAGUGGAUCCUCUUGUCAGAGUGGAGAUCCAUGGUGUUCCUAUGGACCAGGCCAAGCAGGAGACCAGAUACAUUGAUAACAAUGGUUUCAAUCCCGUGUGGUAUGACACUCUGCGCUUCACCAUCCACUCUCCGGAGCUGGCCAUGGUGAGAUUUGUAGUGGAUGACUAUGACAAGACAUCUAAAAACGACUUUGUGGGGCAGUAUAUACUCCCUCUGAGCUGCAUGCAGCAAGGUUAUCGUCAUAUUCACUUAUUGUCCAAAGAUGGAACCAGUAUUCCACCCUCCUCCUUAUUCGUACACAUCAGGAUCACAGACCUGGAAUAAACCCUCUUAAUUUCCUAAUACACCGUAGGUAUUGGGAACAACCUUCUCAGCACAUACUUUUUGGUGAUGAGAGUAGAAAGCUUCCUUUCCAUAGAAAAUUAUUACAAUUCCUAAAACACCAGUAGUAUUUAAUAUUAUUCUUAUUUGAUGUGGAAAAAAAUACUACGCCAAAUGUUUAGUGGUUCUUAGGCAGCCGAUGUAUAAUUAGAUACGCAUGGUUUUCGCUUUGUUCAUCAUAGUGUGCGUAAGUCGUUCCUGUGAUUGACUUGAACUUCGCUGCUCAUGUUUGGUGUACUGUGUCUGUAGCACAAAUAUUUGUCUCUGCUGAAAAAUGUCAUAGAAAAGAAUGUGCCACCAAUAUGUUUAGAUCAGGAUGUGUGUUUUUCUGUCAGUAUUUUCCUUUAACAAACAGCACUUCACAGGACACCGUCAAUUGUCAAUAUGCAAAACUUGAAAUGCAGUUCCGCUCCAGCUACACGGCACAGUAGUUACCUGCUUGGAUAAUGGCGUGGGCGAUAUUUGUGGCAAGAGCUAAAGUAUUAAAUUUGAUAAACAGCAAUUGAGUUGAAUUUGUGUUAUAUAUUCUGAAUAUGUGUUGAAACUGACAAAAUUCAGCUAAAGAAGAAAAAAUAUUAUGAGGACAAAAAAGAAGCUCCAAAUUCUGCUAAUUAUGUAUAUUUAUUAUUCAUUUAUUUAUUUUUUUGUUUUUAUUUGGCCAACAAAUUGAAAUGAAAAUCUGGAAAUAGGGAAUAAAAAAAAUGAUUGAAAUGAUUAAUUGAUUAGAAAAAUAUUUGGUUAUAUUUUUGUCAAUUGACUAAUCAAUAGUCAUUUUCACUCCACUCUGCUCAUUAUAG